Messenger RNA from Punica granatum (pomegranate), 3826 nucleotides. Lineage: Eukaryota; Viridiplantae; Streptophyta; Magnoliopsida; Myrtales; Lythraceae. The record is from RefSeq and is a predicted model, not a curated record.
AACCGGAUAAGUCGACCGCAUAGAUGAAUCGCGUGUACUGUGAUCGGACAAGAAAAUUAGUCGAAAUCCUCCCUUCACUCAAUUCCCACUUUAAUAAUGGUGUAUGGAUUGAUCCCACUGCCACUGCCACUUCCCACUCCGUUCCCUGUCAGUGCACUCCCCCGCAUCAUUUCAUUUCCCUAUGCAGACAUAUAUGAAUAAUUCCUCCUGUCUGUCUUCUAUCCCAAUAGAUACUCUUGUCUUCUUCUUCUUCUUCUUCUCGAUAAUUCGACUUCUCUUCCAUGUCCCUGUCCAACUAUUUGAACUUCAUUCACUCAUUCCUUCAUCCUGCACGGUCAUCCCUUCUUCUGGGUCUCCUCCACCGGUCUUGUGAUGGUUUAUUAGGAGCUUGCUCUCAACGAUAUCGUUCUGUUCGAAGGUUGCAAGACAACGAGAAACAUCAUCAACUAAGUUUCCUUCCAUGGAGGUGGUGGUGUCGAUGAGUCUCUCUGGCCUCACCUUGUGAUAUGAGCGUUCUGUCCCUUGGCAUUCUUCCCAAAAUGGCCCGGUUCACGCUCUUGUGCAUCACCGUUUUGAUCUUGCACUCCUUUCUCCCGGUGAUCGCCUCCCAGGCCGUCGAGACCGAAGCCCUGCUCGAGUUCAAGCGCCUCCUCAAGGACCCCAUGAAUGCCCUGGAGUCGUGGAAGCAGGGUUCGGGGUCUCCUUGCAGGUUCCUAGGAAUCACCUGUGACGUGAGCACGGGGAGCGUUCUCGAGAUUUCCCUGGAGAACACGUCCCUCUCGGGACAUAUAUCCCCCUCCAUUUCCAAGCUCAGUAGCUUGACUUCACUCUCCCUUGCCUAUAACUUCAUCACCGGGAAGAUUCCUCCUCUGCUCGCCAACUGCAGCAACCUGCGCUUCCUGAACUUAACAGGGAAUCAGAUGGUUGGCAAAAUUCCGGACCUAUCAGGGCUCCGGAGCUUGCAAGUUCUCGAUUUAUCAGCAAAUUUCUACACCGGAGAAUUCCCCCAAUGGGUCGGGAGUUUGACGGGGUUGGUGUCUCUGGUUAUCGGGGAUAAUGACUACGACGAGGGAGAAAUUCCGGCAGGCCUUGGAAAUUUGAAGAAUCUGACUUGGCUCCAUCUGGGCGAUUCCCAUUUAAAGGGAGAGAUUCCAGAGGAAAUUUUUGAGUUGAGCUCGCUUGAGACAUUGGACUUAUCGAUUAAUAGGAUCUCUGGGAGCUUCCCAAAGUCGAUAUCGAAGUUACAGAAUCUUAAAAAGAUCGAGAUCUUCGCAAACAACUUGACUGGAGAAAUCCCCCCUGAGCUUGCAAGCCUCCCAUUUCUGCAGGAAAUCGAUAUAUCGGUAAAUAAGUUAUAUGGAAAACUACCAGCAGCAAUAGGAAAUGUCGAGAACUUGACUGUUUUCGAGUGUUACAAUAACGACUUCUCAGGAGAGCUCCCUGAAGGUUUCGGCAAUUUGCGCCACCUUAAGGCACUGUCUAUUUAUAAGAACAGGUUUUCUGGUGAUUUUCCGGCAAACCUCGGGCGGUUCUCUCCGUUAGAGAGCAUCGACAUGUCAGAGAACCAAUUUUCUGGUGAAUUCCCUAGGUUUCUGUGCGCGAGCAGGAAGCUGCAAUUCUUGCUUGCCAUAGAGAACAAUUUCUCUGGCAGUUUUCCCGAUUCUUAUUCCGACUGCAAAUCACUGGGGAGGCUACGACUGAACCAGAACCACUUGUCCGGUAAUAUUCCAGAUGGUGUUUGGGCCCUGCCGAAUGCUAAAAUGGUUGAUUUCGCAAACAAUCAGUUCACUGGAGGGAUAUCUCCGAGCAUUCGUAACUCAACUAGCUUAGCCCAGUUGGUGUUGCAGAACAAUCAUUUUUCAGGGGAGCUGCCUUUGGAGAUCUCACAGUUAAGGAACUUGCAGAGGCUCUACUUGAACAACAACAACUUCUCCGGCAGCAUACCAUCCGAGAUUGGGAAUCUGGGACAGCUCUGGUCUUUGCAUUUGGAGAUGAACUCAAUCUCUGGAUCAAUUCCAUCAGAGCUAAGCGGAUGCUCAAAGUUGGUGGACCUCAACCUCGCCUUUAACUCUCUGAGCGGAAGCAUCCCAAGUUCAAUUUCAAGCAUGAGCUCCUUGAACUCCUUGAAUGUGUCAGGAAAUAAAUUGAUGGGGCCAAUCCCGGAUAGCCUGAGGAAGCUGAAGUUGAGUUCAAUUGAUAUGUCAAAGAACAAACUUUCAGGGGAAAUUCCAUCUGAUCUAUUGGCAAUGGGCGGAGAAAAGGCAUUUCUCGGGAACGAGGGACUCUGCAUAGACCUGAGCUCAAAAGCCCUUGUGACCGAUUCACAGAUCCUGAUCUGUAGCACCAAGCAAUCUCAGAAAAAUCAUGUUCUGUUAGAUAAGCUUGUGCUUUUCAGCAUCAUGAUAUCAGCGUUAUUCGUGCUUAUAGCCGGUUUGUUGUUCAUGAGCUAUCAGAAUUUCAAGCACAGAGAGGGUGCUGUCUACGAUCAAGAGAAUGGUGAUUUCAUCAGGAAAGAGAAGAAAUCAAAUGAACCGAUCAAAUGGAAACUUGCAUCCUUUCAUCGGGUGGAAAUUGAUGCCGAGGAAAUAUGCAACUUGGAAGAGAAGAAUUUGAUUGGGAGUGGAGGGACAGGGAAAGUGUACCGCCUUGAGUUGAAGAAAAAGAGUAGGGAAAAUCUCACGGUAGCCGUGAAGCAGCUGAGGAAGGAAGACAGGGUCAAGGUUUUUCUCACGGAAAUGGAGACUUUGGGGAAAAUCCGGCACCGGAACAUUCUCAAGCUCUAUGCCUGUCUGAUCAAGGGAAGUUCAAGUUACUUGGUGUUGGAGUACAUGUCAAAAGGGAACCUGUUUCAGGCACUUCAUGGACAAGUCAAGGGGAAGCUGCCUGAGCUUAAUUGGUACAAGAGAUACCAGGUUGCGCUUGGGGCCGCCAGGGGGAUAGCUUAUCUGCACCAUGACUGCUCGCCACCAAUAAUUCACCGAGACAUAAAGUCGACCAACAUUUUGCUUGACGAAGACUAUGAGCCAAAGAUUGCAGAUUUCGGAGUCGCCAAGGUUGUGGGGACGGCUUCAAAGGGGAACGAGAACUUCAGCUGUUUUGCUGGGACACACGGUUAUAUAGCUCCCGAGCUUGCUUACACUCUCGAGGUCAGUGAGAAGACCGACGUGUACAGUUUUGGAGUCGUGCUGCUGGAAUUAAUCAGCGGGAGGAGGCCGAUUGAGGACGAGUUCGGGGACGGAAAGGACAUUGUCUACUGGGCUGUCACUCAUCUCAAAGACCCCAAGAGCGUCCUCAGGGUCCUCGAUGGUAAAGUGGUGUCUGAAUCAAACAGGGACAACAUGAUCAAGGUUUUAAAAGUAGCGUUCCUCUGCACCUCCAAGCUACCAUCUCUCAGGCCCACCAUGAGAGACGUGGUGAAGAUGCUCAUGGAUGCCAAGCCAUGCACUCUCAGGUCUGCAGGUAAUGAUCCGGACGAGAAUCAGAAGGUUUUGGUCUGAACAUUGUCAGAGAGUUCCUAUCUGCUGGCGAUGCUCGUAAUCUAGAAUUCACGAGAGAAUCAGCGACCUUCUUACGAUGUGAAUGGAUCAAUCUGUACUGGCCUAUGUGCAUCCGACGCUCCACCUCUUCAUUGCUUGCUAGCGGUAUUUUAUAAUACGAUACAUUGUACAGUCUUGCGGUUUCAUAAUUAUACGUACACUUUUUGCUCUAUAAGUAUAAGAUACAGUAUCUUAUAAGAAACAUUAGAAGAUGGGGAGAUAUAGUAAGAUCUUACAGUUUGUGAUUGUCUGAAUACAACGAAGAAGUGAAAGUUUGUUCUAUUCUUGUC